AUGUCUAAUCCAAUUGUUUUAGAAUAAUCAAUUGAAGAAAUAAUGGAUCAGACUAAAAUAAACGAAUUAGUGAAUAGAUUCUAUAAUCAAACCUAAAUACCUAAGAAGUUAAAAUUUCAAAACGAUAGUAGUCAAAUUUAAGGUCUUUAAGAUGUAGUCACAAUGAAAAAUUGGUUAUACAUUAUUUUAUUAGGGAAUUUUAUACAGUAUUGA
This is a messenger RNA of Paramecium pentaurelia, 213 nucleotides long. Lineage: Eukaryota; Ciliophora; Oligohymenophorea; Peniculida; Parameciidae. The record is from the annotation of a GenBank genome assembly.